GCCUAGUCAUAUUUAGGUGUGGAUAGCAAAACGAGCUUAGCGGCCCAAUCAUCUUGUGUGGGUACAUUUUUUUAUGCAACAUUGGGGAUAGUUUUCACCUAUUAAACUAUUAAACCCUCCCCCAAAGUUGUCCUUAUUCAUUACCACAAUCCAAGCAAAACACAAAAGGGAGGUUCAAGAUUACUGACGCUAUGGUGCCCGGGAGUAAUCAGGAUUGUUAUGUUGUAUUCAAAGGGAGGCAUCCUGGAAUAUAUCCGACUUGCGAGGUAGCAGAGCCUGAGGUAACCGAGUUUUCCCACAAUCUUCACCGCAGAUAUCCGACCUAUGAAGCGGGGUGGUAUGAAGCGGGGUGGAAGGCAUGGUUUGAGUUCAGUGGUGGCCAGGUCAACGGUGGAUCUUUAAGUGGUGGUGAACUUCAGCUUGUGUCCGUGGCCGAAGAUGUUCCAAUCAGUGGGUAUGCUCCUCUACCGACAGAAACUGGCUUCCAUGUUCGAGAUGACAGCUAUUACCGCCGAGUUUUUGAACCGACUUGGGGUCCCUUUACAAAGUAUGAAAAUUUCUGGAAGCAGGUGGGAGUGAAAACCCAACACUCAGUAGCCACACAAUCUCCUGUUGAAGGCACGACCUCACAAGAUGCUGAUGUCAUACCCUUGUUGCAGGAGGCCGUUGCAUCCUUGGAAGGCCGCGUGUCACAGUUUGAGGCUGAAAAGUUGGAUCUUUUCAUACAACUAUCGAGGAUAAUCGAACAACUCUCCAUACUGUUUAACCUGAAGGAAUGCCAAAAGUAAGAACAUGAUCCCACUGUGUCCCGACGGGUGGGGGUGUCUUUUGUUGUGAAUUUUGUCGUCGACGGUGGGUCGUCGUGUUGUGUAAGCUUCAGCGAGUCUGAGUCCCGUGAACAUGUAUUACUUGUCUUGUUUUGACUGUCAUAUAUGAUGUUACUACUUUGGGAUGAAUAGAAUGGUAACCAGAUAGUGAUGUAGUUAACAUCGAUAA
Arachis ipaensis is the source of this 996-nucleotide messenger RNA. RefSeq lists its product as uncharacterized. Lineage: Eukaryota; Viridiplantae; Streptophyta; Magnoliopsida; Fabales; Fabaceae. The record is from RefSeq and is a predicted model, not a curated record.